UUAAGUAACUGCUGCACAAGAAGAAUCCCAGAAGCUUUUCUCUUCUCCUCCAUCCUCUCUCUCUCUCUCCCUCUCCCUCUCUCUCUAUAUAUGUCUCAUCAAAAGAGGAAGCACUAGUGAUAAACGAUAGCCAUUAAACAAAGCAAGAGAGAAACAGAGAGAGGGAGAGAUGGAAGGGAAGUGUAAGAAGCACACGAGCCACAAGCAGUCAAAAGGGGUUUGUCCCUAUUGCCUCAAGGAAAGGCUCGAACAGCUCACAGCUUCCUCUGCUUCUUCUACGACUAAUCUUUCUUCUUCCAUGGCUUCUUCAGCAGCUUACUCUUCUUAUAAUGAUUCUAAUGACGCGUCUUCUUUAAACGAGUCUCCGAGACGCAAACAUCGCAGUAAGAGGACUCUGUUGCACUUGCUUAAGGGAGGAGGAAAGGAGGAGCCUUUGAGGAGGAGUAGUUCGCUGGCGUUUCCGAUUGGAGAAGGAAAGGAGGAAAGGAAGGAGAAGAAGAAGAAGAUUAAGAAGAGAAGCAAGAGAUCGAGUAGUAUGUUUUGGACCAAGUUUAUGUUGGCCGGAGAGGGAAGAAGGAAGGAGAAGGAAUUAGUAGGGCUCUAUCAUUCAAAGACCGUGAAGGAGAAGUCUUCUUCUAUAAUUUCUUGAGGAACAUUGUUUGGCUUCUUCAUCUCAAGUAGCCAUGCCAACUGCCUCUGCUCUUUCGUUAGCGUAAUGGAUAUGCAAUUGAUUAUGGUAUUAUUGAAAGCUAAGCGGUUGAAAUGAGAAUAUCUAUCGUUGGCUACAGGCAGGCAUUAUUAAAAAAGGAAGAAAGCUGUCUACGGCACCUCCGUUGAAAUUCAGAAAUCAAAUGGGGUCCAGCAAAAUCUAGUAAUUAUGUUCACAACACGUCACGAUGGAUAUGGAAGAUGAGAGGUUACAACCAACUAAUCAUUUUCACACCAAGAAAUUAUACAGCCUAAGCAUCAACAGGACCAGAUGGAGAUGAUUCCUCCAAAUUUUCAGAUGCCAAAAGCUUACCAAAUGAGUAUUUCCGUCAAACAAGAGGAGAGAUUAUUCUGUGUGGACAUCGGACGGGAGAACCGUCCGGUCCGCGCUUGGUACCAAGCAUCGGUACCGAGUGUCAGUACCGCACUC
Messenger RNA from Dendrobium catenatum, 1138 nucleotides. RefSeq lists its product as uncharacterized. The record is from RefSeq and is a predicted model, not a curated record. Lineage: Eukaryota; Viridiplantae; Streptophyta; Magnoliopsida; Asparagales; Orchidaceae. The transcript has 2 exons. Bases 170 to 649 code for a protein of 159 amino acids.